This is a messenger RNA of Fusarium sp. VM40, 1974 nucleotides long. Lineage: Eukaryota; Fungi; Ascomycota; Sordariomycetes; Hypocreales; Nectriaceae. The record is from the annotation of a GenBank genome assembly.
AUGGAUGCCAUCGAAAUUGAUGCCGAGGAUGCUAGUGCCUCCCCGCGCCGGAUCCCCGAGCAAAAACUCUCGUGUGACCAAUGCAGAGCCCGAAAGCUAGACCGCAUUAGCCUCGCUGUGGAUAAUUUCACUUCUCCGUCCCCAUACCUACCCACAAGCUCAAACUCAACGAAGCCCAUCGGAUUCCACGCUACCCCAACUUCACACACUAGCUCUACCUCAGAGAGCAAUGAAGCAAGUGGAGAUACACUGCACUCAGAGCUCGACGCCGACGUCACGUUGACCACUCAAGCAACCUUUGCAACCAAUUUCUUGCAGCGAGCUAUCGACAACGAUCAGCUCUCAGAUGUGAUACCUGAAAUCAGAAACAGCUUGGACGCCUUGAGACAUGGCUUGAAGAAUCGAGAUGUGGGAGGCGAUGAGCCUCGUCUUGUUGAUACACAGCACAUACUCUCGCCCUCAAAGCAUGGAGGAUAUGACUUACCCCCAGUUCACUUAGCCAUGAUGGCAGUGCAAAGAUUGAAAGAAACCCCUAAAUUAAGAUUUCUCUGGCGGGCGGACUUUCAUAGCACUGGCCAGUUUGUCGAGUAUUUGAUGAUAGUUUACUUCAGUAAACCCACCCUUGCAGAUCUUAUCCUGACACAUGUUGGCUUGCAGAGCCUGUUACUAGAAUGUGGAAAUUUGGAGGUUGAUGGAAUGCUCAAGAGCGAAUUCAUCUCACAAUCGAUGCUUUGCCAACGAAACUUGGAGAACAUCCUCACGGGACUUCCGUUUAACCUUCCCUGCACCCCAGACUAUGCGCUAGCCUUGUUGAUGGCCUCAAACUACUACUUCCAGCAGUGCCGCAUAUCCAUGUCAUGGAACGCCCUCGCCGCCGCCGCCCAAAUGUGCCAAACACUGGGCUUCACCCGUGACAUCCUUCCUCGACCAGAAACAAGAGAGGCAAAACAGCGACGUGCAAAGUUAGUUUGGUGUCUCCACAUGAACGACAAGAUGCUCGCCCUGCGGCUUAGCCGACCAGCCUUGAUACGAGAUGGAGAGAUCACGCUCAAUUUCGAAGCAUUGGAAGCCGAUGGGAGCGACGGACCAACUCCUAUUAUUGGAAAAUGGGCACGAAUCUGCGACUUACAGGGGAAGAUCUACGACAAUCUUUAUUCUCCGAGGGCAUUGCUCCAAUCAGACUCCCAGAGAGAAGCGCAGGCCAGAAAUCUCGCAGCUAACCUGCAUACGCUCUACCACAGCAAGAGUAUAGCGGAGGACUACCUCUUCGAAUUAAUCACGAGAAGUAUCGGCCAAAGGCAGGGGGAGCUCUUUCAGCGGACUGACAAGGUGGCGUACUUCUCUAUGCGCUGCUUGGUCUUUAGAGCUAUCACGCCAGACUCUUCAGCCUCAACCGCCUUUUGCGAUGAAUGCCUCGUGGCCGCGAAAGAAGGUCUCGAGGAACACAAACGCUGCUUGUCGAUGCUUCAGGAGGUCGAAAAUAACAUAUUUGAGUUUUAUUUGUACUGGGGCCUUUUAGCUGUACCAUUGAUACCCUUCAUCGUGCUAUUCUGCCACGCAGUCGAAACUUGCGAUCCAGCUCACUUGGAGUACCUCUCGGCUGUCGUUGAAACUCUGGACAGGAUACCUCCCGAGUGCCCGGAUGUUUACAAGAAACAACUUCGUCUUUUCAAGUUGAUGUACGACGUGGCCUGCAAAUACGUUGGGUCAAAACCGCGUAACCCUCCGGCGCCACCAGGAAGGAUUCCUAGUACGCCAUUUGAGAUGCUGUUCGUCGAGGCUGGGGUUCCUCUUCCUAACCACAUGGGUGUACAGGCAGCUGGGAAUGGAUUUCAAAACACCUCAAGUGUGCAACACGCAUUGGGAUUCGGUCAUGGUAUGCUUGAUGAUGGGGCUUUCAACCAUAGCAUGGAGUUGGGAAAUUGGUUUGAGCAAAAUCAGGAGAUCUUUAUGAUGCUGGAUAAUAAUCUGUAG